GUCUGGUGCGGUAGGUGGCGCUGUGCGCCCCUGCGAGGAGCCACUGAACGGAAAAAGAAGAAGAAGAAGAGCGGACACACUUGGGUUUUGCGCUAAAGCUUCCGUUUGUUUGUGCUCUUCUGCGGAUGAAAACGGUGAUAAAAUACACUUUGAAGACGAUUGGCCUUUCUAAAUUAUGCGGACACCGAAUCCAGGACACCCAGGUUCAAGUUAAGGGUUGUGGACAAUUUAAAGGCGCUUAAUAGCAAACAAACCAAACCCGUUCGGGCAUUUGAGACGCACGAAGAAAGAAACUGGUUAACCGUGGGAUCGAGUCAUGUCUCGCAGAAGAAGCCGCAGCUCAUCACCAGGGCGUUAUACGCGCUCCUGCAGCAGUAAUGACCCUAAAGAUUUGGAAAGAAGAAUUUUUGUUGGGAAUUUGCCGACCUCCGACAUGGAAAAGAAGGAUUUGGAAGACCUGUUCAGCCCAUACGGGAAGAUAGUCGGCGUAUCCAUGUUUCGUGGAUUUGGAUUUGUACAAUUUGAACGCAUUGAGGAAGCCGAAGCUGCAAAGGCGGCCCAAAAGGGUCGAAUAUAUAAAGGUUAUAAAAUAGAUGUAAAUAUGGCAGUGGAGCGACGGCAACCUAAACCUCAAUCCCAGCAGAGCCCUCCACGAAGGGCCCCAUACAGCAGCUAUGGGGACAGCAAAGAGCCCAGACAUCGGUCCCGCUCGCCCGCGUACGGGCGCGACAGUCGUGACGGACGCGACAGCCGGGACGGGCGCGAGUCUCGGGACAGCCGCGACGGGAGGGAUUCGGGUCGAGAGUCGAGGCCGAGCGGCCCCUCUCGCGACCCCCCUCGGGAUCCCCCCCGAGACCCCGACUACCGGUACCGCAGCUCAACGAGCAGAGAGAAGGACGUCAGGGGUGGACCGCGGGAUUCUGCAUACAGCAGCAGCAGAGAAGACUAUGACCGAUACUACCGCAGCGGCAGUGGUGCAGAUGACUAUUACCGGAGGAAGGACGAGUCCUACAGGGACCCUUAUGGAGACCCCUGGAAUGGACGUCGUGGGCCAGAGGAUGAUCGCGCUCGACCAGAAGAGCGCCGGCGAAACGAGCUGUACCGACAGUACUAUGAAGAACUGCAGCGGCGCCACGACACGGAUCGUCCCGUCGACUGCUCCGUCAUCGUCGUGAACAAGGCUCAGAACCUGUCUGCUUGUACUUGUUUAAAUAACUACUGUAGGGAGUAUGCUGAGACGGUCGGGAGGAAAGUCCGUGAUUUAGGAAUGGUGGUGGAUCUGAUCUUCCUCAACACGGAGGUGUCUCUAACUCAGGCGCUGGAGGACGUGGGUCGAGCCCGUACUCCCUUCGCCAUCAUCAUUACCCAGCAGCACCAGGUCCACCGGUCCUGCACCGUCAACAUCCUGUUUGGGACGCCACAAGAGCAUAGAAACAUGCCGAUGCAGGACGCCAUGAUGCUUGUUGCCCACAACUACGACACCUACAAAGUUGAAAACCGUGAAAAAGAACGCGAGGAGAUCGCCAGGAAAGCUGCUAAGAUGGCAGACGACGUGUUGCUGAGGGAGCCGGACCGAGAGGCCCAUCCCGUUUCUGUCCUCACCAGCAUCACCCUGCUCUCUGAAAACAGAUUUGUAACUCCAGAGGAGCUGGACAGCCUCAUCGUGUAUCUCAAGGAUAAAAGAGCUCGGCUGGUACGAAGCACAGCAGAUCCCCUCACAGCUUCAAGUCACGUUGUAGCUCCUGCACCAGUGCACCAUGAAAUCCCUCCCUCGGCCUCGGUGCUCCCUCCUUCAUCCCACACCGCUCACACCCCCUCACAGCCAAGUCACCUGAGCCUGACGUCGGCUUCUGCUGCCCCAGCGAACCCCAACCACCAGCAGGAGCUCCAGGCCAAGAUCCUCAGUCUAUUUAACAGUGGCGCCGGGUCGUUAGCGGGCGCCGGGGGCCUUUCCUCCGCCACCACCCAGUCUCACUCCUACACCUCCCUCGGCCAGUCUCCCUCCCAAAACCCGUCCCGCCCGGCCAUGCCCGGCACCCCCACAGCUGCACCCCAGGGCUACGGCGCCCCACAGGGCCGCAUGCCGAUGGCCCCGGCCGUGCAGAGACCCCCCGCCGCUACUUCCGGCAUAAAUUUCGACAACCCAAGCGUCCAGAAAGCUCUGGACACGCUGAUCCAGAGCGGACCGGCUCUCAACCACCUGGUAAGUGCGGGGGCCGCUCAGCAGCAGCAGCCCCCCAGGCCAGCGCCCAGCGUGGGCCAGGUCCCACAGAUGUCGAUGUAUCCCCGACAUUACUGAGGGGAUGAGGAGGGUGGAGGGGAGCUCCACCUCUCCUCCUGAUUAGACACUGCAUCCUUUUCUGUGUGUUGUAUUUGUAGAGCGUAGGGACGUUUUGUAAAAGCUUUUAACAUUUUUUUUUUUUAUUAUUGUUAUUAUUUGGAUGAUUGUUCAAACUUCCCUAUAAUGCGUUUUUUUUGACUGUUUGCCAGAAGAUAGUCUUCUUACGAGUUAACAAUGAAGUUCUGUAUUACCUCCUGGAUCCUGGUGACUCCUUAGUUCUUACCCGACAGUGGUCCGUUCUGUUUUACCGUUUAGGACAGUGUCUUCUACUUUGUAACGCUGUUUCCAUUGUCACAACGAGACGGGAAUAAAAACUCGACACACAGUUGCUGUAAUAAAA
Messenger RNA from Mugil cephalus (flathead mullet), 2681 nucleotides. RefSeq names its product nuclear receptor coactivator 5 (gene ncoa5). Gene Ontology annotation, molecular function: RNA binding. Lineage: Eukaryota; Metazoa; Chordata; Actinopteri; Mugiliformes; Mugilidae. The record is from RefSeq and is a predicted model, not a curated record. Gene Ontology annotation, cellular component: nucleoplasm. Bases 317 to 2299 code for a protein of 660 amino acids. Gene Ontology annotation, biological process: regulation of signal transduction. The transcript has 12 exons.